CAGGGAACUCCUGGCGGCUGCUUCAGCAGAUCUCACUGAGCAUGUUCAUAUCACUCCAGCAUGCUCAACAGCCAGCAAAGUUGCCAGCUGGGGAAAGCAGGAAGAGUUUGUCACACUGAUCAGUAUUGCGCUGAUGGGAAUGCCCUGAGGCUCCUGGAACCGCUGAGACGUUUCUCCCAGACACGUGAGGCGAAAACGGACGCCGAGAGGCAGAAGAUUGUAUCUGUAUUCACGCAGCUGCGCCAGUUUCUGGAGGACAAAGAGCGACUCCCGCUGGCCCAGUUGGAAAAGUUGGACAAGGAGAUUAGGAAGAGCCAGGAUGAAAACGCCACCAGAGUGACCAAGGAGAUACCACGUCUCAGAGAGCUGAUUGGCGAGAUGGAGGAGACGUGCCGGCAGCCAGCCAGCAAAUUCCUGCAGGACAUCAGAAGCACCUUGAGCAGGUGUGAGAAGGGGAAGUUCCAGCAGCCAGUGGAGAAGUCUUUGGAGCUGGAAAAAAGACUCGGAGAGUUGUCUCAGAAUAAUAUUGCUCUAACGGAAAUUCUGAAGAAGUUCAAAGACACUCUGCCAUCUGAACUGGAGAAAAGAAGAAGGGAAUCCCUAGGAUCGCACAGAUGGGUGAAUAUGACUUUGGAUCCGGACAUGGCUCAUCCCGAACUCAUCAUGUCGGAGGAUUGCAAAAGUGUGAGAUGGGGAUUCACAGAGGAGGAUCUAACCGACAAUCCGGAGUGAUUUGACAUUUUGCCCUGUGUGCUGGGCUGUGCGGGAUUCACCGCGGGGAGAUAUUGCUGGGAGGUGGAAGUGGGCGAUACUGGGCAGUGGGGGUGGCCAGAGAGUCUGUGAGGAGGAAGGGAUGGAUCAGCCAUAGCCCUAAGGAGGGGAUCUGGGCUGUGGAGUGGUGUGGAGAUCAAUACCAGGCUCUUAUGUCCCCUGAGACCCCCCUGCCCCUGAGCCAGGUCCCCAGCAGGAUCCGGGUUUCUCUGGACUGUGAACAGGGGCAGGUGACAUUUUUUGAUGCUGAGAACCAGGGUCCGAUCACUUUCCCGUCCGCCUCUUUCCCUGGGGGGAGAAUCCAACCCUGGCUCUGGAGGGGGAGAUCCCAGCUCAGAAUGUGGCCCUAAGACACAAAGGGGAAAUAUCCCCCCCACCCGGGGACCCUGAAAUCAGCCUCUCUAGCCUCAGAUGUCCUCAUCUCCAUGACCUCAGCACCUCCGUGAGGGACAAUAGAUCAUCAAACUAUUGAGAGGAAGCAGCGAUGGAGAUGGAGAUGGAGAUGGAGAUGUCAGUUUUUCCCCCUAUGGACUGUGUAGCCUAUUUCUCGCUGUCCUCCAUAGUCAGGAAGACUCUGGGAUCCCAGCUCAGACAUUGAGACACUGGGGAAUAGCCCACCAGGAAUUAAAAGAUGGGUUUCUUUAGCCACCAUCAUCCUAGUCUCCAUGACCUUGGAGGACUCCUGUCUCCCCAUUCUCCUGGCCCCUCCUAUCUCUCACCCCCUGGAAGCUCAUCCCUCUCCUUGCCAGCACUAGGAGUGGGAAGAGGGUGGGUGAAGAACCACUGAAGCUGCAGGAAGUGCAGAGGGGCCCUGAGGGACAGGGGCCGAUGUGGAGGUUGCAAGGCAGUGUGGGGCAGAAUUGCAUGAGUGCAAACCUCAAGAGAUCAACAAUUGUGAGA
Messenger RNA from Dermochelys coriacea (leatherback sea turtle), 1671 nucleotides. RefSeq names its product E3 ubiquitin-protein ligase TRIM7-like. The record is from RefSeq and is a predicted model, not a curated record. Bases 61 to 732 code for a protein of 223 amino acids. NCBI's taxonomy places the organism in Eukaryota, Metazoa, Chordata, Testudines, Dermochelyidae. The transcript has 7 exons.